Bombus pyrosoma is the source of this 2009-nucleotide messenger RNA. RefSeq lists its product as uncharacterized. Gene Ontology annotation, biological process: neuron differentiation; negative regulation of transcription by RNA polymerase II; regulation of cell cycle process. Gene Ontology annotation, cellular component: nucleus; transcription repressor complex. The transcript has a single exon. Bases 372 to 1769 code for a protein of 465 amino acids. The record is from RefSeq and is a predicted model, not a curated record. Gene Ontology annotation, molecular function: DNA-binding transcription repressor activity, RNA polymerase II-specific; RNA polymerase II cis-regulatory region sequence-specific DNA binding. NCBI's taxonomy places the organism in Eukaryota, Metazoa, Arthropoda, Insecta, Hymenoptera, Apidae.
AUUAUCCGAAAAAUCUUCGACAAGUCUUUAAAAUCAUCAAGAAAUUCCAUCUGUUCGCCAAGUGAGAAACAAAUAUAUCGAAAAGUCGUCGGACGUCGUUUUAAUCGUCGUAGAAUUAUCAAUUGACAAGACAUUGAGAAACUCACCAUCUGUUUGACGAGUGAAAGAUCAGCGAUCAUCAGACAUCGUGAGUCGCAGAAUUAUUAGAUGAAGAACGUUGGUAGGAGACUGCAUUGUGCACGUUAGAGAAGAUCCCAGUGUUUCUAAGAAUUCUUAAUCAACGUAAAAUGGAAACGGUUGAAAUAUCGAAUAUAUGGUUCGUCUAAGGAGAAACGUAAGGAAAGAGACAUUUGGCAGAGACGAACGUCAGUAUGUUGCACAGUUCGUUGCCACGGGCGUUCCUGGCCCCUGGGUUGAAUUAUCUGGGUUACUACGGUGACGAGAUCCACCAGCAUUCGUACGGCGCGCCUACCAGUUGGCACAUUCCUAUGGAGAAUCCUCCCACCUACUCCAGGGUUCCCGAUCAUCACGUUCUUCAAAACUGGGACUUGUCUAGAUCGUCUACCCCGUGUCCUCUGGACCUGUCUUUGAAACCUCCGCCUACACCGAUCACGCCGAAAACCGAAGAUCUCGUAGAUUCCAAGAAAGAUCAGAGAACGUUGGACGAUGUGCACAAAGAAUUGGAAAACACCGGGUACGGAAGGAACAGCGACGAAACGGGUCCCCUGGUGGUCGACGAUUUCGACACGGUUCCACGAAGUUCCUCGGUACACAGUCAUUCCAGUUACGAGCUACUUUCCAAGAAAGAGCCACUGCAAACUCCGGAACCAACGGUCAAAACCUGCACUUUGGAAGAGGCCACCACCAGACUAGCUCCCUUUGGUUCAAGCUCGAACGAGAUCGCUUCCAAAUAUUACACGCACAAUCAGAAGCUUCUAUUAACCAGUCCUAGUCACCUUCAAUCGGUACAAAGCUAUCACCAGCAGCUUCUUCUAACGCCGCAGCAUCACCUGCAGGGGAUGCAGCACGCUCCCAUGACUCCACCGAGCACACCGUCGCCUCCGCAAUGUCCAAGACGAAAAGUAAGAGAGGAGGACUCGAGUCCAGCCUCGACGACCAGCAACAACAACGUCGCGUCUAGUAGCUCCAGAUCCAGUUCCACCGAGAAGCUUCUUCAGAGACCCAAAAAGAAACACGCUAGAAGAUUGAAAUUCGACGAGGACACCAGUAGCCCGGUGUCGGGUACCGUGAUUUUGGGCCCGGACGAGGCUGUAGUCACCGGAGACAUCGAUCCGGCAUUCAACAUCGUUGAAGUCACCGAGGAGGCGCGAGCGGAGCUAGCUAAGAUCGAGAACAGGCUUGGCCCUUAUCAGUGCAAGCUCUGCAGGCAAUUGCACGAGGACGCGUUCCAGUUGGCACAGCACAGGUGCUCCAGGAUAGCCCACGUCGAGUACAGAUGUCCAGAAUGCGACAAGAGAUUCUCGUGUCCGGCGAAUUUGGCCUCUCACAGACGCUGGCAUAAACCAAGACUGGCUAACGGAGAACAUUCGUCGUCUACCGGGAGUAUUGAGAUAUCGUGCACCAGGUGCGACGCGAAGUUCACCAGGCAAGCAGCGCUGAGGAAACAUCUGGCCAGUCAACAUCCAGAGACCAACAACAACAACAAUCACAACAACAAUAACGUGGUGGUGGAACAAGGAGGAGCUGUUGGUAAGACUGACGUCGUUCAGGUGGUUUCCAAGGGUACGUUGAACACCGAGAUCCCCUGACACCAGUUCCCCGCGAGACCCUUGCCCAGAAGACCAGGACUCUACUGGAGAUUCGGCCUUGAUUUGUAAAGACCGAGUCUCCUAGUGGAGGGCUCUAUUUUUUCGCAAUCUAACGUUUGAGAAUUUUUUUUCAAAUUUUUUACAGUUGUUUGGUUGGAGAUAUGAUAAAGAGCAGUUGAUAUAUUAUCUUUGCAUUCCCCUUUGUUCUUGUUGUCAUAGGGUAUUUUUGGCAUUUUUUAA